Centrocercus urophasianus (Greater sage-grouse) is the source of this 810-nucleotide messenger RNA. RefSeq names its product NME/NM23 nucleoside diphosphate kinase 6 (gene NME6). The record is from RefSeq and is a predicted model, not a curated record. Lineage: Eukaryota; Metazoa; Chordata; Aves; Galliformes; Phasianidae. Gene Ontology annotation, molecular function: nucleoside diphosphate kinase activity. The transcript has 5 exons. Gene Ontology annotation, biological process: CTP biosynthetic process; GTP biosynthetic process; UTP biosynthetic process. The coding region runs from base 1 to 561 and encodes 186 amino acids.
AUGGCGGCCGCUGCGUGCUCCAAGCGGCCCCUGCAGCUGACGCUGGCGCUGCUGAAGCCGGACGCCGUUGCCCACCCGCUGGUGCUGGAGGCCGUGCAUGAGAUCAUCCUCAGCAAUCGCCUCCUCAUCGUGCGCGCCAAGGAGCUGCGCUGCGGGCGGGAACAGAGCCGCCGCUUUUACCGGGAGCACGCGGGGCGAUUCUUCUACCAGCGGCUGGUGGAGUUCAUGGCCAGUGGCCCCAUGUGGGCUUAUAUCUUGGCCCAUGAGAAUGCCAUCUCCCUCUGGAGAUCCCUGAUGGGACCCACCAAAGUGUUCCGAGCUCGAAACUGUGUCCCAGACUCCAUCCGAGGAGCUUAUGGCCUCACUGACACCAGGAAUACCACCCAUGGUUCAGAUUCCCCAGCGUCAGCCAGCAGGGAAAUUGCCUUCUUCUUCCCAGAGUUCAAUGAACAGCUGUGGUACCAGCAGGAGGAGCCACGUCUGCGCUGUGGGCAGAUGUAUUACAAUGCAGAGAAGCGUGUCCACUGUGUGAUCAGGGGAGAAGAAACAGAGAUGACAUGAGUUACAUGGGAGUGUGGUCUGCUGAGCUGGCUUUAGCUGCUAGCCACACUGUUUGGGUCAGUCCCAUAACAAGACACAGAGUCAUGACGUGUCUUAAGGACUGUGGGGAAAGGGAAGGCAGAUGAGCAUCGUGCUGUGCUGCUCAGGACUGUGAUUUGUGCAGCACGCAGGUGCUGGGACACUUCUGAAACAACUUCUCCACUAGCAGUACUGAAAGUCAACACAGAGAUAAAGCCAUGCACUUCCCCA